Messenger RNA from Telopea speciosissima, 4006 nucleotides. Its product is annotated as formin-like protein 3. Gene Ontology annotation, biological process: chloroplast organization. The coding region runs from base 104 to 3886 and encodes 1260 amino acids. The record is from RefSeq and is a predicted model, not a curated record. Gene Ontology annotation, cellular component: chloroplast outer membrane. The transcript has 9 exons. NCBI's taxonomy places the organism in Eukaryota, Viridiplantae, Streptophyta, Magnoliopsida, Proteales, Proteaceae.
UCAGUCGCAUCAACAACCAAUAUCGAUUCCUCUCAAAUCUAAUCGAUCCGAGGCAACCAAGAGAUAUGAUCAACCAAAGAAUCAGAAAAAAAAGGCAGAUUGGAUGAUAAGCAAGUCAUGUGGAUGGGCAGGAAAUUUGAUGUUCAUGGUUGAGCUUCGGAAGAAGAUUCUGAUCUUUAGAGACACAAUUGACCUUGCUCCUUGCAGUGGAUCUGGUCCCAUCAAGGAGUUGUUGAUGAAAACUGCCAACGACCUCCAUAAACUUUACCCCAAAGUUCUAGCUAGUGUUCAAAUGUCAGAUACGGAUGGCACAACUGUACAACAGGCAUUGGCCUUCUUCUACAAUGCUCUCAGAUCUGUUGGAGAUUCAUGGACUGAGAAUCACAAGUGGUUGACCAAAUUCAAAUGUAAGAAAGAUGGUAACAUGGAUGACAUUGCUUCUGAGGAGUUUGGUGAAAGAGUGUUGGAGAAGCUGUCUUACAUGAUUACGAUAGCAAGAGAAAUGUUUGAUGUAAUGGAUGAGGAAGAACAGAAGAACAAUAAGAGUUCAGGAGACAUCUUAAUCGGAUCAUACUCAAACAAUAAAUCCCCCUUCUGUCACUCUCCAGACACCCCAACUUCAGUACUUCCAGAGGUGAUCCACAAUUCCACAAAAAUUGGGGAUAUUGCAGACUUUUCUUAUUCACCACCUCUUCUCAUGCCUCUCAGGAUCCAAGCUGUUGGGAAAUUGAAACCCAUUGAUGUAAAGCGACUCGCAUUCCACAGUUUCUCUCAUGUAUCAUCUCAAGCUUCCAGCCCUGAGAAUCAAAGUAGCAGGAUAUUGGAUGAACCUAUGCCAGAGGGCCAAGAAGAAAAGAGCGAUUUAGAACCAAAACCAGAUUCAGGGAGCAAACAAGAGAUUAGAGUAGUUAAUGCGGCAACUGUAACCCGAGAGAUUACAAUGUAUGAUUCAGAUCAGAUGGCUAGAAAUGAGAGUGGGAAUCUCACCAGUUGUGAAUCUUCCAAAAGGAGAAUGCCCUCUGUUCCAGUUUCAUCACUUACAGCAAAUGGACCCCAGCUACAGUCACCACCUCGACAAUCAGGGAGCAAGCAAGAGAUCAGAGAAGUUAAAGCUGCAGCUGUAACUCGAGAAAUUACAAUGUAUGAUUCAUAUCAGAUGGCCAGAAAUGUGAGUGGGAAUGUCACUUCCAAAAGGAGAGUGCCCUCUGUUCCAGUGUCAUCACUUACAGCAAAUAGACCUCAACUACAGCCGCCAUCUCGACAAUCAGGGAGCAAGCAAGAGAUCAGAGAAGUUAAAGCUGCAGCUGUAACUCGAGAAAUUACAAUGUAUGAUUCAGAUCAGAUGGCCAGAAAUGUGAGUGGGAAUGUCACUUCCAAAAGGAGAGUGCCCUCUGUUCCAGUUUCAUCACUUACAGCAAAUAGACCCCAGCUACAGUCACCAUCUCGACAAUCAGGGAGCAAGCAAGAGAUCAGAGAAGUUAAAGCUGCCGCUGUAACUCGAAAAAUUACAAUGUAUGAUUCAGAUCAGAUGGCCAGAAAUGUGAGUGGGAAUGUCACUUCCAAAAGGAGAGUGCCCUCUGUUCCAGUUUCAUCACUUACAGCAAAUAGACCCCAGCUACAGUCACCACCACCUCGACAAUCAGGGAGCAAGCAAGAGAUCAGAGAAGUUAAAGCUGCAGCUGUAACUCGAGAAAUUACAAUGGAUGAUUCAGAUCAGAUGGCCAGAAAUGUGAGUGGGAAUGUCCCCAGUUGUGAAUCUUCCAAAAGGAGAAUGCCCUCUGUUCCAGUUUCAUCACUUACAGCAAAUAGACCCCAGCUACAGUCACCACCUUGGCAAUCAGAGAGCAAGCAAGAGAUCAGAGAAGUUAAAGCUGCAGCUGUAACUCGAGAAAUUACAAUGUAUGAUUCAGAUCAGAUGGCCAGAAAUGUGAGUGGGAAUGUCCCCAGUUGUGAAUCUUCCAAAAGGAGAAUGCCCUCUGUUCCAGUUUCAUCACUUACAGCAAAUAGACCCCAGCUACAGUCACCACCUCGGCAAUCAGAGAGCAAGCAAGAGAUCAGAGAAGUUAAAGCUGCAGCUGUAACUCGAGAAAUUACAAUGUCUGAUUCAGAUCAGAUGGCCAGAAAUGUGAGUGGGAAUGUUACCAGUUGUGAAUCUGCCAAAAGGAGACGGCCCUCUGUUCCAGUUUCAUCACUUACAGCAAAUAAACCCCAGCUACAGUCACCACCUCCACAAUCACCCACACUGCCACCAAAUGUCUCAGCAGCACCACCACCACCUCGACCUCCACCACCAAUGUUUCCGGAAAAUUUAACCGCAGCCCCAUCCCUACCACACGAGUUUCUGCCAAAUGUAUCCCCAGCAGUAACUCCACCGAUACCACGACCACCAACACUGCCUCCAAAUGCUACAGCAACCUCAACAUCAGCACCCAAUUUUCUGCGGAAUGUAUCAAUACCACCACCACUACCACCAUCAGGAGCAGUAGCAACACCACCUCCGCCACCACUACCACCAUCAGGAGCAAUAGCAACACCACCUCUGCCACUGCCACCACCAACACUGCCUCCUAAUGCUACAGCAAACUCACCAUCAGUGAUCAAUUUUCUGCCAAAUGUAUUAAUACCACUACCACCACUACCAUCAUCAGGAGCAGUCGCAACACCACCUUCGCCACCACCACCACCACCACUACCAUCAUCAGGAGCAGUAGCAACACCACCUUCGCCACCACCACCACCACCAGGAGCAGCUCCACCUCCACCUCCAACACCAGGAGCAACAGCACCACCACCACCUCCACCUCCAACACCAGGACCACCACCACGACCAGGAGCAACAGCACCACCACCACCUCCACCUCCAACACCAGGAGCACCACCACCGCCACCACUACCAGGAGCAGCUACCCCACCCCCACCACCCACACUUCCAUCAAACGGAUCAGUACCACCACCUCCCAUGCCACACGGAAAAGGUGCAGCUCCUCCACCACCCCCUGGAGCAAAAGCACUGCGUCCCAAGAAAGCAAAUACCAAAUUGAAGAGAUCAACCCACAUGGGUAACCUGUAUCGAGUGCUCAAAGGGAAGGUUGAAGGAUCUAGUGUUAUUGCUAAGUCAUCUCAAGCAAAGAAGAGUCAGGUUGGGGCCUCUGGGGGUGGCAAACAGAGCAUGGCUGAUGCAUUGGCAGAGAUGACAAAGAGAUCAUCCUACUUCCAACAAAUUGAAGAAGACAUCAAGAAUUAUGCCAAAUCAAUAAAUGAAGUUAAGAAAGACCUUAAUUCUUUUCAAACAAAGGAUAUGGCUGAGAUGCUUAAAUUCCACCAACAAGUCGAGAAACAACUUGAGAAGCUGACAGAUGAAAGCCAGGUAUUAUCAAGGUUUGAAGACUUCCCAUUAAAGAAGCUGGAAGCAUUAAGGCUGGCAGCAGCAUUGUACUUAAAGCUGAAUGAAAUAGCCACCAACCUAGAGAGCUGGAAGAUAGUGCCUCCUUUGGGUCAGCUUCUUGACAAAUUUGAGAGCUACUUCAGUAAGAUCAAGGUAGAAUUAGAAACACUGGAAAGAACCAAAGAUGAAGAAACUAAGAAAUUACAAAGUUACAACAUCCAUUUUGACUUUCAUAUCCUGGUGCGAAUCAAAGAAUUGAUGGUCGAUGUCUCAUCAAAUUGCAUGGAGUUGGCACUGAAGGAGAGAAGAGAAGCAAAGGCAGCAGCCUAUAAAGAAACUGGAUCCAAGGCUGACAACCGAUCGAAGGCAUGCAUAAAGAUGCUUUGGAGGGCUUUUCAGUUAGCCUUUAAGGUCUAUUCCUUUGCUGGUGGACAGGAUGAUCGGGCUGACAGGUUGUCCAAGGAACUGGCUCAUGAAAUAGAGACCCAUCCUCAUCACUAAUAUGCGAGAUCAGAACCAUUUCUCAAUUUGCAGUGGUUAGUUCCUCAUUUUUGUCUGGAAGUUAACAGUGAUGAUCAGUGAGCAAAUGUGCAUGUGAGUUUAUGAUCUUAAUAAACCAAA